Molecule: messenger RNA, 920 nt
Organism: Selaginella moellendorffii
Lineage: Eukaryota; Viridiplantae; Streptophyta; Lycopodiopsida; Selaginellales; Selaginellaceae
Exons: 4
Coding region: 1-897 (298 amino acids)
Source: RefSeq, a predicted model, not a curated record
AUGAGGAGCUCUUUUGAUCCUAGCGUGGAUUUGGAUCGUCCAAGCUUCGACUUGGAUCGUCCCAGCUUUGAAUUGGGUCGCCAGAGCUUUUCUACGGCGAGGAACUGGGAGAUUUUCGACACUCCGAGUCCUCCGCGAAGAUCUUGCGUGUGUUCUUCGUCCUCGGCUUCGCUGUCCGGCGCUCGAUCGGCUCCUCGGCUCUCCAUCACUACUCCUCUUUCGGAGCGGCAAGGAGGCAAGUUCUUUAGCUUCUCGGCGUGCUCCACGCCGGCUAGCAACUAUGUGUUUCGGUGCUUGGGCUCCGGAGAAGUGGGAGCUCCGCGGAGGAUUUUGAUCGUGGUGGACGCGAGCAAAGAUGUGACCACUGAGUCACUCGAGUGGACGCUCACACACAUUGCUCAGCCGGGGGACUUCGUCACCAUCCUGGGACUCUUGCCAUGGCUUACACUUCCAAUGGCCGUGAAGCGAUGGGCCAAGCUCAAAAAGAUCGAUGAGAGUCCCAGUCGCUUUGAGUCUCCGGAGUUUGUGAGGAUACAAGAACUUUAUGCAACCAAAGGGGUGUUCUUGGGGAUCCAAAUUCUUUCGGGCUUUCCUAGAAGAGAUAUCGCUGUGGACAUGGCAAGGCGAAUCGAUGCAAGAUGGAUAAUCUUCUACAAGUGGAUGUGUGGUAGCUCCAAUUAUAUUAUAAAGAGACUGGGCAAGAAGAGGAACAUUGUGUACCUGACCAGCAAAAGCGAGGGAAUUGUGCUCUUUGCCUCUAAGCCCGCGAUAAUCAGUAUCCACGAAGCACCCGGAUUCAGUAAUAGCCCUUCAAAUCAAAAUCCUGUGAAGGUUGAGCUCAACUUUGGAGCAAGGCGAAUGAAGCUAUCCCAAUGGAUGAACGCAAUCAAAUUAUAAUUAUCAGCUUAUGAUUCAUAAAU